GGAGGAGGGUGUUUCCUUCCAAGAGCUGGGUUGAUCACCCAGUAAACCCUGCAGGGCAGGGGCAUCUCAGAGCUGAGUGAACUGCAGCCAUGGAUGAAGCCAGGCACUCCCCAAACCCCAGUGAGAUUACUGCACUGAGAGCCGAACUCCCCCCACAGCAGGGGAACACUGGGCAAUGGGGACAGACAUCCCAGGACAAGACCUGGAAGUAUCUCUGCUUCUUCGUGUCCCUGAUCCUGCUUCUUACGGUCAUUAUCCUCAGUGUGAUUCUGUCUGAAGUCUUAAAGAGGACACAACAGGUACAGGAGAAAGUAUUACAACUGAAUGAAAAAGUGACACAGGGACUGGGGGAUGCCGGGCACGACCGGGACUUCAUUCGGAGUGAAGUGUUCCGGCAAAUGAAGGCUGUACUGGCAGGCAAUGAAUCCUCUUGCGAGCCUUGCCCCCUGGACUGGAAGUUCUUUCAGGGCUCCUGCUACUUCUUUUCCCUGGACAACCUCACCUGGACCCAGGCUAAUGAUUCUUGUGUCCAGAAGCAAGCUCACUUGGUUAUCAUCAACAGCCGAACAGAACAGGACUUCCUGACAUCCACUGGGCAGGUGACAUCCUGGAUAGGCCUCUUCAAAGAGGGCCAGAAAGGCAACCACAGGUGGAUGGAUGGCUCAACCCCCACCUACAUCAACUGGGACUCCAAGGAACUACCUGAUAAUGUAACUGCCCCGGCCUGCAUGAUGAUGUACAACUAUGGACACUGGAGGGACUUCUCUUGUGAAUCAGGGCAAUUUGCUUUCAUUUGUGAAAGGAGGCAGAACUGCUGACCCAACCCUUUAUACUUCACUCCCUGGGAUGAAACAGAACCCUUGCUAUACAGCCUCAGACCCCAUCCUUACCUUCUCUUGGUUCUGAGUUCAUGAGAGGCAACAAUAAAAGACCAUUCUCCAAA
Canis lupus familiaris (dog) is the source of this 943-nucleotide messenger RNA. It is a transcript of the gene CLEC4O, whose product is annotated as C-type lectin domain family 4 member O. The transcript is spliced from 7 exons. The record is from RefSeq and is a predicted model, not a curated record. NCBI's taxonomy places the organism in Eukaryota, Metazoa, Chordata, Mammalia, Carnivora, Canidae. Bases 90 to 818 code for a protein of 242 amino acids.